UAGUGAGUACCAGAUCUGCUAUGGACGAUCCCCAGACCUGCUGUCUCUUCAGAAUCAUCCCUCAGGGAGAGCAGAGUAAGGGCCUGGCAGGGGCUGUUCCCCUUCCCUUGAGGCCACAGAUGAGGAACCUGUGACGUGUCACACACAGCCUGGACCUUCUCACACUCCAUACGUCUGUCUGUCCUGCUGGGCUCUGUGGUCUUUUUAAGUCAUCUGGACCAACCAUGGGAGGCAGGGACAGGACACCUACUCUCACUGCCCUUCUCUGUCUUGGGCUGUGUCAGGGCCCAUGGGACUGUGUACAGGCAGGAUCCCUCCCCAAACCCUCCAUCUGGGCUGACCCAGGACUGAUGGUCACCACAGGGAGCCCUGUCACCAUCUGGUGUCAGGGCUCUCUGCAGGCUGAUAUCUAUCAUCUGUAUAAAGAGAGGGUCUCUAAACCCUUGGAUACAGAGGCCUCACAGGAUUCCAGCAACAAGGCCAGUUUCUACAUCGAAUCUAUGAGCUCACACACUGCAGGGCUGUAUCAGUGUGCAUACAACACCAGCAGGAAUGGCUGGUCACAGCGCAGUGACCCCCUUCCCCUGGUGGUGACAGGAGCGUACAGCGCACCCUCCCUCUCAGCCCACCCAGGACCUGUGGUGGCAAAAGGAGGGAACGUGUCCCUCUCCUGUAGCUCAGAGUCCACAUUUGACACAUUCUAUCUGCUGAAGGAGGGAGGUGCUGACCCGACCAGACACAUGGAAUUGAGGAGCUAUCUUGGGAGGUGGCAGGCUGUCUUCCCUGUGGGCCCCGUGAAUGCCUCCCAUGGGGGGACCUACAGAUGCUAUGCUUCUCCCAAUACCUACCCCUAUGUGUGGUCACACCCCAGCGACCCUCUGCAUCUCGAGGUUACAGGCGUGUACAGGGAGCCCUCCCUCUCAUCCCAGCCUGGCUCCUUGGUGCUCUCUGGAGACAGCCUGACCCUCCAGUGUCACUCUGAGGCCGGCUUUGACAGAUUUGCUCUGAGCAAGGCCAAGGGGCUCACAACCCCACAGAGUCUUCAUGGGCAGCACAACCCUGACUUCCCCCUGGGCCAUGUGAAUCACACCCAUGGGGGCCAGUACAGAUGCUACAGUGGACACCACCUCUCCUAUGUGUGGUCGGCCCCCAGCGCCCCCCUGGACAUCCUGAUUGCGGGAAUGUAUGAGAAACCCUCCCUCUCUGUCCAGCCGGGGCCUUCAGUGUCCAGGGGAGAGAAUGUGACCCUGCAGUGCCGCUCUGAGAUCUGGUUGGAUACCUUCCAUCUGUCCAAGGAGGGAUCAUUUGCUCCUCUCCAGCACCUUCGUCUGCGGGACAUGGCUGCACCCUUUCAGGCCAACUUCACCAUCAGUCCUGUGACCUCAGACCACGAGGGAACCUACAGGUGCUACAGCUCACACAGCACCUCCCCCUACUUCUUGUCACUCCCCAGUGACCCCCUAGAGCUCCGGGUCUCAGAAGCAGCUGACACCAUCAGCCCAUCACAAAACAAGUCAGACUCCAAGAGUGACUACACAGUGGAGAAUCUCAUCCGGUUGGGCAUGGCUGGCUUGAUCCUGCUGGUCCUUGGGAUUCUGCUAUUUCAGGCUCGGCAUAGCCUGAGAAGACCCCAAGGUACAGCCAGGAGUUAAACACAAGAGAGAACAAUGCACCGUUCAGAGUGCUAGAGCAUUGAAAAUAAAUCUUGUGUGCCCAGGAGGUUCUGGAAGAGCAUCUGGAUCUACGCUGUGUGAACUGUCUGCAGGUCAUUGAGAGGUGGAGGAAUCAUUGUUCAUGUGCAGGGACAAUGUCUGGUCUCUCCUGCCAUUAAACUGUGGAACUUUCCAUCAUAA
Messenger RNA from Diceros bicornis minor, 1853 nucleotides. RefSeq names its product leukocyte immunoglobulin-like receptor subfamily A member 6. The coding region runs from base 225 to 1652 and encodes 475 amino acids. The transcript has 8 exons. The record is from RefSeq and is a predicted model, not a curated record. NCBI's taxonomy places the organism in Eukaryota, Metazoa, Chordata, Mammalia, Perissodactyla, Rhinocerotidae.